Messenger RNA from Echinostoma caproni, 390 nucleotides. NCBI's taxonomy places the organism in Eukaryota, Metazoa, Platyhelminthes, Trematoda, Plagiorchiida, Echinostomatidae. The record is from the annotation of a GenBank genome assembly.
AUGGUAUUUUAUUCUGUAUUUUUUACUCCACAGGUUGGUGUCGGAUUCAAUCGUCAUGCCUGGAAUGACCUUGAGAAAAAAGUGCGAUCCAUCGCACGUCGCGCGCACAACGUUGUGGUUGUCACUGGUCCACUGUUUCUGCCCAUCGUUGAAGGAAACAAGAAGAAAGUAGUCUAUGAGGUGAUUGGUUCAAACAAUGUGGCCGUCCCAACACAUUUUUUCAAAGCGAUUGCAAUUCAAGAGAAAGAAAAUGCUCCGUGGCACUGUGUCGCCUGGGUUCUUCCCAAUAUGGCCUUACCGGAAACUGUACAGUUGGACAAGUUCCAAGUUCCCCUGAGUGCGGUCGAGCGAGCCGCUGGUCUGAAAAUUUUCCCCAAUUUACCUAACUAG